Pelodiscus sinensis (Chinese soft-shelled turtle) is the source of this 6584-nucleotide messenger RNA. NCBI's taxonomy places the organism in Eukaryota, Metazoa, Chordata, Testudines, Trionychidae. The record is from RefSeq and is a predicted model, not a curated record.
UGUUCGGAGGGAGGGAGCAGCGGACCUUAGGUUUCUGUGUCCGGGUGGAGGAGCGCAAGUUCGUCACUGUGUAGCCCGCCCCGAGCCAGAUGUGGGGCACUGCGCAUAGUAUUGUCCGUAUGUGUAGAGAGCGCUCUGCCUCACCUGCUGAGUUGCUGACAAGGGUCCCUCACUGGUGCUGUUUAAAACCAUUGCAGUUGCCAUUGCCUGAGCAAAGUUACCAAUAUGAGAAGAAAGUGGUCAGGGAUGUUUUCCCAAGGAAGCUGGGGUCUGAGGGCGAUGAGAAAGCUGUGUGCGUUCUAGCGACUUCUCUCGGAUCCUGGGAACAAUCAUCUAAAAUCUGCCAUGUAAACUGUGAAAAAUCUACACAGCGAUGAAAUACUGGAUGGGCAGCUUCGUUGACUGAAGUUUAGAUGAAAUCAUCUGCACAACAACCAGAUUGUUAUUCCAUAUUGCUCACUGUUGGCUAUUUUAAUUCAGGUUUCAAACAUAGACUUUAGUUAAUUUAUAUAUUGUAGUAUGAUAUAAUACAAAUGUUAAUAGCAAAAUAGAAGUUCUUUAUAUAGUAUUUUAAUAAAGUGCUUGCUACUAAAUUAUGUAACCAGAAUUUAAUCUGAAUUUAUUGCAGUGUCUAACACUAGAAAAACCUAAAAUACAGUGCACAAUCAUUGUGAAAUAGAUGGAUAACUAACUUUCAAAUAUCUAAGAAUUUGAUGUAUCAUGUCUAUUGAUGAAAAGACUUUACUGUUUUUAAUCAUUGGAAGUAUGGUCAUGAAGUUUUUUUUUCUCUCCAUAUUUUUGUCUCUGAAUUUUUAAGAACUUUUAAAAUGUUUUCUCUGGGUUUCAAAAUGAUUCUUCAUUCUUAAACUGUUUAAAGUAUUUAUCUGAUUAAACAGAUUGCAAAAAGCAUUAUAGAUUGAAGAGAAGUUAAAUAUUUUCAUUUUGAACAAUGUAAUUUGUAGUUGUAUGUUAGUAUCAAACACUAAUAUGGCAGUUUGUGUUUUUCAGUUUACUUGCUAUCUUGUCUGUUUGUUAAAACACUUCAGGAUAGAUGGAUCCUGACCAAAAAGAAGAAGUAGAAAUGUCAUCAGAUAAUAAGAAAAAGGAUGCUCAGAAAGCAAUUCUGAAGAAGAUCUCUCUGAGAAAAGAAUGUGCUAGAAAAAAGUUGACUGAAGACAGCGAACAUGUUAUUAAACAUCAGACAGAAGAAGUUGUAGAUCAGAAUUUCCAGGAAGAUAUUGCUGAUAUAGAAAAACAAAGGAGUUUAACUGAAGCAUUACGAGGUAGGGUGAGAGAGAAACUGAAAACAUACAAGGUUGUACAAGAAGAAAAGUCCGCAGACAAAAGCCUCUCUGAUACUAAAAUAUACCAGAAAAACCUUGAUGCGAGGACUGAGAUAGAAAUCUUAUCAGAGGAAGGCUAUAGAUUUUUUAUCAUGACUGGUGAAGAAGACUCCAAAUUAAAAGAUUUGGACAAAAAUAUAGACCAGCAAAAAUUAAUGCAUGACAGUCAUCAAAACCUUGAUGUUUUAAAUGAUGAAAGUAGUCCUCUGCUUGGCAAUGUGGAACAAGUUUUAUUGCCAGAUGUGCUUGAAGUGAAAUCUGCUGAGUAUGAAUGCAGUGAACUGCAGAUUAACAAGCAAUGGGAACAUCUUUUUGUGCCAAGCAGUUCUCCAGUGGUUCACAGCUUUAAACUACCAAAAGGCAUGAUGCCACGCAUAUUAGAAGAUGAAGGAUUGUACAUUCCAAGAAAACCAGAAAUUUGUAAGAGAUGUUAUAACAAAAUGGAAAAUCGUCUUCUGAAACAAGAAGGGGGAGAAAGCUGGUUUGAAGAAAGUGGGGAAUUAAUUUCAUUACCUUCUCCAAUCAAACAAUCACAAAACUUCAGAAAAUGUUUUCCUCUUAAGGCUGCUCCAGGAUUAAAGACAGUAUACAAGAAGGCAAUACAACCUGAAUUGGAAAGGUGCAUCAUAACUAAAUCAGUAGAUCAAAGAGAGCUUUAUCAACUAGAUCUCAAUAUAUCAAGUUUAUUGUUCAGCCACCAUCCACUUUUCAGCCGAGAACAUGUGUUGGCUGCUAGAUUGCUCCAAUUUUAUGAAUGCUUUCAGAACAGACAACAGCAAAAUACAACUCUCUUGCUUUCUGAAAAGCUUAAAGCAUUAAUAAAUGCAACAAAAGUAGUAGAAAAUAGUUUGGAAGCAAGUCAACUGAGCAGGAAAACUUUAGAUGACUACCAAUUGCAAAUAAGAGAUACAAAGAAAAUGUAUGACCUAGAACAUCAAAAAGACAUUUCCUUAAUACAUAGUAUGUUAAAAGUUUGGAAACAAAUAAAAUCUGUACGUAGACAACAACAAUAUACAAGUACACCAGUAAAAUUACAGUUUCAAAAAAGGCUGACAAAGAAAAAUGAUGAGGAUAAAUGUAAGGCAGAAUUAGCACAAGAUGCUGAAAAAGAGAGACAACUAGAGGCAGAAGAUAAUAUUGAUGAUCAUGACAAUAUUUCAGGGACCUGGGGAAAACAAAAGGGAUGUCUGGAUUCAAUUCCUCCAUUGGCAAGUUCAACACAACUUUUUCACACCACAUCUGACUUUGAACCUUUUUUCAUACCACAUCUGACUUUGACUGCAGAAAUAACAGCAAUGUCCAAGUGUCCCAUGCACGAACAGAAGAGAAGAGCCAAAGUUCAGAAGCAACAAUAUUUUAUUAAAAUAUUUUACAAUGAAAAACAAGUCUCUUGCACUUCAGUAGUUCCCCUACAGCUGGAUUUUAGAGUAACGUUUCAGCAAAUGUUUAGUAUUCAGUUAUUAAACUGGCCUGACUCUCUUCGUUUGGAGAUUUGUGAAUCAGCUAGAAGGACAAACUUGUUGGCCAAAAUAUAUUUACCUAUUCCUAACAAUACUGUAUUGCAAAGCACAGGUGUACUGGAACAGGCAGAGUUUAGCUGUGACCAGCAAGUUAAACCCACAAAUGGAGAAGUGGGAAGCAAUGUAUGUUUUCUUCUGGAUGAAACUGAAACUGAAGAGGUAUGUCUUUUGACAUCAGGAAAAUUAAUGUAUUCCUUAUCCUGGGCAGUCAGUGAGGGAGGAAUUCCAUUAGCUCCUUUAUCUCAGAAAACAAUCCCUGCUUGUUACAGUGUGCCAAGAUACCUAAAUGCAGAAAUAGCUACUGGACUGCUGUGGUUCACUGACACACAGAAACUUAUUGAAUGGGCCAAAAAAGCCAAAAUUGAUCCUAAUGACCCCGAGUAUUCAGACUUGAUGGAAUUCAUAUUGUAUACAAGAUCCAAGGAACAAACUAUGUCAAAAUAUUUUCGUCUUGAACAGCUGCAAGAAGAAUUUAACUUUGUUACUGAAGAAGAGAUUAAAAAGUGUAAACGUUUCCAGCUGUUGCAGCUUAGGAACUCAGAGCAGUUAGAUUUCUGUCAUAUUCAGCAAAUACCUCUGUAUGACAGAGAGAUACCAGAUGCGCUCAUUCAGGAAUAUGAAAGCCAAUUAGAGAAGGAUAUAUCAAUGACAGAUGUGGAUCCUAUUACUGCACAAAGAAUUAGAUCUGCCAACUUUGUAAGGAAGAUGAGAAAACUAAUUUUAAAGCGACUUGUCAAAAUUAAACACAAAUUUAAUUUAAUGGAUAUUGUGAGUGAUUAUGAAGAAAUUAUAUCUAUGAGCCAAUUGCGGAAUGCAGUAUUUAAGCUAGGUGAACCUAGAAGACAUUUAAAGCCGCAAAGAAAAGAGAGGAAAAAAGUUCCAGCACAGACUGUCUCUGAUGGAGAUGUUAAACUUCUUAUCAGAGUUCUGAGAGCUUAUAAUAUUCCUUCAAGAAAUUCAGCAGUUACUAGACCAGCAGGUGUUCAUUCACCAGCAUAUACAAUUAAUCGGCUGUUCCAGAAUAGACAUGUGCUAUCAGGCAAAUCAUCAUUCACAUCUGAUCUAAGUGAGGUGACUGUACAUCCAUUUGUAGAAGUUUCUUUCCAGCACACAAUUUAUCAAACUAGCACUGCAGAGGGGUCUCAUCCAUGCUGGAAUGAAGAACUUCAAGUGGAUUUUAUAUCACCAGGACAUGAUUAUAGCUUUUCAGGAUUGUCUAAAAUAAAAGACAAUAUAUAUGUCAAUAUUUUUGAUGAAGUUAGGGUGGAAAAACAUGAGGACACUUGUCUUAAGGGUUGCUGUGGCCACUGGUAUAUAAGAAAGAACUGGUUUGGAUCAGUUACUUUUCCUUUCUCUGCUCUUCUGGAACAAUCAAAGAUCAGUGGCACAUUUCAAGUAAAUACGCCACCAGUUUUGCUUGGAUACACGUGGAAUAACACCUGUGUAUCUCCUAAAGAAGAGAACUGUGGACAGAAUGUAAAAGAAUGUACCUUUUUAACCAUGUUUGCUACAAUUGAACCUCAGCUAUCUUCUGUUGAAAAUGAUUCAGAAUCAGAUAAGUUUGCAGAUCAUGAAGAUGAAACACUUUUGCAAAGAGCAUACAUUUUUAAAAAAAAUUGCACGGCAAAAUUUCCAAAAAGAAGAAUAAUAACCUCUGUUUUUGACAGUGAAGGAAGAAAUAUUUUAGUAAUGAAAUAUAUUAGGGCAUUAAAUCCACCACAGCUGCUACUUGAUAUGCAUCUUGAUGAUCCUAAUGCAACUUUUGAUUUUAUUGCUCGAUUUGUGUCUUUAAUUCCUUGUAUAUCAGAUACAUUGGAUGAAAAUGCUGAUAUUGAUGUUUGGGUGACAUCAGAGCAUUGCAUCAAUUUAGCUGUUGGAAAUAAAGAAGAGCAUGCAGUGCUUCUAUGUAAUUACCUUCUGUAUUUGGGGAAAAAAGCAUGGGUGCUGUUGGGAACAUCAGUAUUAGAAGGGAAAGUGGCAUAUGUAUUAACUCAUGAAAAUGAAGAAUAUUUCCUUUGGAAUCCCUUGAAUGGGCAGUGUUAUAAACAGUUUGAUGCAUUUUGUCCUUUACAGAGUGUUGACUGCUUAAUCAAUUGGGAGAAUGUCUGGUUCAAUGCACAGCAAAACAGUUCACCAAUGUGUGUAAGUUUUGACAUUUCAAAGGAAGGUUUUUGGAGACAGUUUCUACCAUACAAUUUCCAGUGCAUAAAACCACAAACUGUACAGCCAAAAGAAAUACUGUACACCCCUACUAAUAGAAGCACGGUGGAAGAACUACAGAACAGGAUUGAAAAGACCUUAAAAAAUAAAAUGAUGGAAUGGCGGUUUCAACAACCUACUCGGUGGCAUCGACAGUGUACUGCUCUCUUACGACAAAUUCUUCCCAAACUAGAAUUAAGAAAUAGGAACUUUGUCAUAGAGAAAGAAGAAAAUAAAUUGGAAAGUUUACUGGAACAUUAUUGGGUGACAGGAUACCCUUUACAGAUGCCAUACAUAGAUUUACCAUCAAUAACUGAGGCUGUGUAUCAAACUGGCAUUCAUUCUUCAGAAAUCCCCAACACAGAAUUUGCUCUUGCUGUGUAUAUACAUCCAUACCCAAACAACAUUUUAGCUAUAUGGAUCUACUUAGUUUCUUUGGUCUGUCAUCAGUAAACAGUGUUGAAUUCAAUUAUAAUUAAUUUACUACAUUGUAUCUCUCAUGGCUUAAGAUAGUCAUUUAGGUAUGAGAACUGAGCUAUGAAAAGCUAAUUUUAUAUCACAAGAGAUAAGCCAGUACUAUUUAUUGUACAUUAAUAGAAUCUUAUUGUUAUUGUAGAGAGACUAUAUCUUUAAAAUCCUAAUUAGUUCCAUAAGAACUAUUAUAAAUUGACCUUACCAAUUUUGUGAAUUUCCCAAUAAUCUGAGAUCAAAUAUUAAACAACUCCUAGAAAUAAUUUAGUCAUAUUUAGUGUUCAGAGAAGUUGCUUAAAUGAUCUUUGAGGAAAGAUCUUAAUGGGCUGUUUAAUGAAAGUAUUAGAAUGUAGGAUCUCGUUGCCUCAAUACAGUGAAUUCAGACAUUCCAAGAGUAACACAUAGUUAAUACCAUUAAUUAAAUAAGGUGAUAUAGAAUAUUAUGGAAUGCAUAUUAAUGUUUGUCUGGUAAAUGAUGAAUAUGAAAGUUGUGUAAUAAAAUUCAAGUUGCAACUUCAAUAUACAGAAGGCUUCCCUAAAUCUUAGGGCAUUAUCCUACAGAUCCUUAAUGUCAUUGCUAACUAGUGAAGUUUGCUUUGUGUGUUAUGUUUUAUAUUCUUUUAAUUUUCGGUUGCAAGACUUUUUGGAAUUAUUGAUCAUAAAUAUUUUGGACAAGCGGUGUUAUGAAAAUCCUUACUUUCCUUUAGCAGAAUGUUUUUGUUGUUUAAUUUUUAAAAGCUGUAUAAGUUGAGCUUUAGCAUACAUUUAAUUGUAAUCAAUAAGAUUGCAUACAAUAUACUUCAUUACAGGGAAACAUUCAAAAACGUAAAACAAAGCAGUUAAAAUAUAUAAAUGUUUAUAGUAAAACAUUUUUAAAAUCAUAAUGAUAAAUAAAACACUAGUGGUAUAUUAAUGUUAUAGAAUUUUAAAAUAUAUUGCAUGAAAUAGAAGGAAUUUUAAAAUAAUAUUCAUGUGCACAUUAAAAUAUAUAUCAAUAUAUUAGAAUUGCCAUUGCUGAUGCCACUUGGGACAAUAUGGAAAUAAAACAAUA